Molecule: messenger RNA, 2010 nt
Organism: Rhododendron vialii
Lineage: Eukaryota; Viridiplantae; Streptophyta; Magnoliopsida; Ericales; Ericaceae
Product: probable protein phosphatase 2C 75
Exons: 4
Coding region: 2-1771 (589 amino acids)
Biological process (GO): protein dephosphorylation
Cellular component (GO): cytosol; nucleus
Molecular function (GO): protein serine/threonine phosphatase activity; cation binding
Source: RefSeq, a predicted model, not a curated record
CAUGGUGGGCCACCCGUCCCCACAAAAAGCACUGACAACGCAAUCGUGGUCUUUCUCAAUUGGUCCACGUGUGCGAUGGAGACAUGGCCUUCUCUUCAUUCGGAGAAAAAUAAUUCAGAUUUCAUUCGACACGUGUCGACGUUCAUGUACCCAGCGCCCCGGUAUAUCGCGAUACGGUAAAUUGACCAAGGGUAGAAUUAGAAAGCAAGCAGAAGACGUUUUGCGGAAAAGGAAGCGUCAAAAUAAACACGUGGCGGGCACACAGCCUGUUUUGGUCGGUAAAGGGCAAUUGGGGCAAUUCGGGCAUUCUAACUUCAACCCCCAGAGUUGGCUACCGGAGCUGCUUCCACGAGAAAUAGAGAAAUUUCACCACGUUGCUUUUUCUUCUCUCUCUGUGCGCGUGUAUAUAAGUCGACAUAGAUACUUCUCUCUCUCUCAAAUCUUGUUUGAAAGAGAUGGUAGCGGCCGGAAACGGUGCUACGACGGGCAGUUCGCUUGUUUCAGGUCGAUGCGACUGCCAAUGACCGCUGUGCACUCUAGACAAGGACAAAGCAGAACGAUGCAAGAGGAAGAUGAUGACUCGCCGGCGAAAUGCCGAGAGCGCCGCCGCCGGAGGAUCGAGCGGAGGCGCUUGGGCCCCCCCACCGCGGCCGGUCCUUCUUCGUCGGCGUCUCCCGCCAUUGGAGAGAAUCCAGCCGAUGUUUCAGACGGGAAGAGAAUUCGUACGGAGGGAGCCGCAGAUCUGACGUCGUCGUCGUCCGGUGAUGAGGUGGAGGCGUUUCCCGGUUCACCGUCGGUGGGCGGGAUGGCGACUCGGGUACCCGGUCCGGCCACUGAUGUAACGCCGGUUUACGGGAUGAUGUCUGUCGCGGGAAGGUCACGUGAUAUGGAGGACGCGAUACAUGUACAGACGAACCUUUGCCGGCCGGAGUUUAACCGGCGGCUUCCCGUGCAUUACUUUGGCGUUUACGACGGACAUGGGGGAACUCACGUGGCCGCCCUGUGUAAGGACAGGAUGCACCUGCUAAUGGAGGAGGAACUGAUGCGCGUGGGACAGGCUGGCGCCGGCAGCAGCUCGAGGCGGGAGCCGGCGGCGGAGGGGUUGUACAGGGCGGCGAUGAGGAGGUGCUUCGAGAGGAUGGACCAGGUGGCGCUGAGCACGUGCGCGUGCGGGAGCAUCGGGUACCUGUGCGGGUGCCACCCGAUGGAGGUGGCGCUGUCGGGGUCCACCGCCGUCGUGGCCCUCGUGACGGCUAACCACAUUGUCGUGGCCAACUGCGGCGACUCACGCGCCAUCCUCUGCCGCGGCGGCAGGGCCGUCCCUCUGUCGGAGGAUCACAAGCCCGAUAGACCAGAUGAAUUUGCAAGAAUCCUAGCUUGUGGGGGGAGGGUGAUCUAUGUGAAUGGAGCCCGAGUCGAAGGAAUCCUUGCUAUGUCCAGAGCUUUAGGAGACAACUAUCUGAAACCGUUCGUGAUAUCGGAACCGGACAUUACCUUCACAAAACGUCACCCGCAAGAUGAGUGUUUGAUUCUGGCGAGUGAUGGACUGUGGGACGUCCUAUCAAACGACUUGGCUUGUGAGAUAGCCAGCGAGUGUCUUCGGGAAGGGAGUCCUCCCACUGCGCCUCGGAUGCAAGAAGAUGAAGGGGCUGCAGUGGCAUUGUUCCCGUCUCGUAGCGCGUCGGCAGCCACGCUGCUCACGCGCCUCGCUCUGGGCCGGAGAAGCUCCGACAACAUCAGCGUCAUAGUCGUUGAUCUGAAGAGGCGCUGAUCGCGUAAGUAUUACUAGGUUAUAAAUAAAACUUACUAAGAACUUUUCUGUUGAUAUGAGAUAGGGCCUUUACAGGGUUGCAUGGUGGAGAAACUGACCAUGCACCUCUGAAACUGAAUUGGGAGUUUGGUAUAGUUUUAUCUUCAUUUUGGUUUUGCAAAAGUUGCAUCCUUUGACAUAAGAGAUGUGAUGUUAUAUAUAGAACAUAAGUUUCAUGUAUAGUAAAACUUGCUUUAUUA